Messenger RNA from Exophiala spinifera, 2232 nucleotides. RefSeq lists its product as uncharacterized. Gene Ontology annotation, biological process: chloride transmembrane transport. The record is from RefSeq and is a predicted model, not a curated record. The transcript has 2 exons. Bases 1 to 2232 code for a protein of 743 amino acids. Gene Ontology annotation, cellular component: cortical endoplasmic reticulum. NCBI's taxonomy places the organism in Eukaryota, Fungi, Ascomycota, Eurotiomycetes, Chaetothyriales, Herpotrichiellaceae. Gene Ontology annotation, molecular function: chloride channel activity.
AUGGCCCACAAGGUGUUACAGGACAACUUCGACGUGGACUAUGUCAUUGUCUUCCGAGUCCCCUCUGAUGACAAACAAGCUGGAGCAGCACAAUUCCAGAGGCUCAUACGUGCCCUUGCCGAGACAGGCCUCACCACCGAAGUCCGUCGCGGUGAUGAGACCUCGCUGCUAGUCUUCGUCAAGGCAGCCGAUGAACAGGCGUUUGCCGAAGUUGUAUUCAGAUCCAGGAUCAGGGAUUGGCUCCAUGGCAUCCGACAGAUCCAGCCUACGAGAGACACGGCAGAAACCCUCACCUCGGAGCCACUGACUCCAGCCGAACGACUGCGCAUGAUUCACCAUAUGAUAACCUGUCCAGAGGAAGAAGGAGGAGCUGGAAUUACACCCAAGCACGGCGAAUGGAAGUCAGUGGAGGCUGUCUUUCCUCUUCACGACCAUGUAAAGAACAAGAAAUGGCUGGCUGAGUUCACUCGCAAGACCUUUCUCACUCCAGAGGACCUCGACGAGAUCAGGAAUUCCAUGGGCGAGAAGGCAUGUGCUUUGGGUUGCAAUAUUGGCUACUACUACGCUUUCCUCCAGUCGUACUUUUCUUUCCUGAUAUUCCCUGCGGCAUUUGGGUUCUCAAGCUGGGUGUUACUCGGAAACUUCUCAGCCAUCUACGCCAUUGUCAACGGACUCUGGUGUGUUAUCUUUGUGGAGUAUUGGAAGCGACAAGAGCAGGAACUGGCCAUAAGAUGGGGUGUCAAGAACGUGUCCGCCAUCGAGGACAAGAGAAGAGAAUUCGUCCCGGGGAAGACCAUCACAGAUUCCAUCACCGGUGAAAAGAUGGCAUACUUUCCGGCGAAGAAACGACUCCAGCGACAACUUCUCCAGAUACCGUUGGCAUUUCUGUGUGUCGUCGCGCUGGGUGCGAUCAUUUGCACAUGCUAUGCCAUUGAGAUCUUCAUCUCAGAAGUCUACGACGGCCCGCUAAAGUCUAUACUUGUCUUUCUUCCGACCAUCAUCCUUACGUUGCUUGUUCCUGCUGCCAGCAACUUCCUCACCCAGUUCGCUGAACGACUGACGUAUUACGAGAAUUACGAGACCCAAGAUGCUCACGACAAGGCUAUGAUUUCGAAAGUCUUUGUUAUCAACUUUAUUACCUCGUACCUGGCAAUAUUCCUGACGUCGUUUGUGUACGUCCCUUUUGCCUCGUUGCUAGUUCCUCAUCUCGACAUCUUCGGUUUGACCGUCAAGCCUUUCGCCGAAAACGAGAAACAAAUGCAACCACCGUCGCCUGCACAGUUCACCAUCAAUCCUAACAGGAUCCGGGAUCAAAUGAUCUACUUUGCGGUAACUGCACAAGUCGUCAAUUUCGCCAUGGAGACGGUCAUGCCGAUUCUCACGCAGAAAGGUACCAAGAAGUACAAGGAGAUGAAAUCUGCUCGAGCCGAGAAGAAUGGCGGCACUACUCCGUCGGUAUCCGCGAACGACCCAGCCGACGAGAAAGAGUUCUUGACCAGGGUUCGAGAGGAAGCUAGUCUUCCUGAAUACGAUGUGACUACCGACCUUCGUGAGAUGGUGAUUCAGUUCGGUUAUUUGGCACUAUUCUCGGUCAUUUGGCCCCUAACACCAGUCUCAUAUUUUAUCAACAACUGGAUCGAACUGCGUGGGGAUACCUUCAAGCUGACUGUGGAAUGUCGACGGCCAAAUCCUACCCGCGCCGAUUCGAUAGGACCUUGGCUCGAUAGUUUGGAGUUCCUGGCCUGGUUGGGGAGCAUCACUACUGCAGCCUUGGUCUAUAUGUUUAGCGGCGGGCAAGGACCAGAUGGCCGUCCUCAUGCCAUUUGCUUGUGGGCGCUUCUCCUCAGCGUCUUUUGCUCGGAGCACAUCUUCCUUGUCGUGCGGGUCAUUGUGAGGUAUGCUAUCAGCAAGUUUGACAGCGCAGCGAUGCGCAAGGAACGCAGUGAGAGAUUCAUGGUACGCAAGAAGUUUCUUGAGGACGCUGGUUUGGGGGAUGUCAUCAAGCCUUCCUUGCCCAAGAGUCCCCUACAUGCAACCUCUGGCGACCAAGCAUUUUCGAACAUUACUCGGGAUAGUCUCGAGGAGGACGCCAGGCAGGACAGUCUAAAGACUAGCACUCCCACUGAUCGAUUCUGGAACCGUCAACGUAGUUGGGCUGAAACGGAGAAGGUUGGACUGAGUAUGAUUGAACUGAUGGAUGUCAAGGGCGGAAAAGAAAAGAAGAGUCAGUGA